AUGGACGCCGUGGUUGAUUACUACUCCGAGUACGCUGUUUACUGGUACGCGAGCUUCUCCUUCAUGUUUUUCUGCGAUCCGUGCUGCUCGGAGAUACGCGGGAGGUGUAAAAAUGCGCGGCGAACAACAACUGCUCUCUUUUCGAACGCGUGCUCCAAAACUUUGCUCUCCGUGUGCUCUAGCCAAUCAUUCGGACCCUGGGAGUUGUCAGAUAAUCAAUGAUCAAAAGUUGCAGGGAAAAGAGAGCUUGAACUACUUCCUGAGUGGCAGCCGGAAACAACAUGAAAACGAAAAAAGAGGAGGGAUUGGGCUCGAAUCACGAGUUCUGCAGAAGUUGCUUCUUGGAGUGUUUUGCGAGCAAAAAUGUUCUGUGGUAAUCGUUCAUGGAACUACUGGGAUAUUGACCGGAACAUAACUAUUGUUUGUCCUACCCAGUCAACGCAUAUCAUUAGGCUAAUGGAAUUUUCAAUAUUCUCCUCACAUAAAGGACAAAGGGAUAAUCUUCGAUUCUGAGAACUUCAGUCAUUUUUAACAUUACAUGGCGUAUCCAAAGAAUUGCCAAAGAACUCCGAAACGAUCCCCUUUCUCUGAAUGUUUUUCAGAGGUGGUGAAUGACUUUAUGUGAAACGAUCACCAGUAAUGUACGUAGCUCUCAAUGCUCAAUGAGCAGAUCUUUAUAUUGUAAGCCGCUAAAAGUGCAUGCCAAAGUGAGAAUGAGCUUGGCCAGAUGUCGCCCACGUUUCUUUGAGAGUCAAUUUGCGAAACAGACUUUGAUGGGCACAAAACCUGAUUCCUUGUGAUCAUACAAAUAAUCUUUAGCUCCCGAGUACCAAAUUUUUAAAUAACCGGUACCGAAGUUGUUUCGAUGAUCACAUCACGUUCAGCACAAAGUUUCCUUUUUCGAGAACACAAACAUUUUCUGCAUUUCUCCCUAACCACCUGCCUUCGUUGGUUUAAUGAGUUCCUUUCCAUAUUUGGCAGGAAAUUAUGAUCAUUGUACGUCACAAUUUUCUGGUUAUACGAAAAAAAAAAUUAUUUUUUCAUUAUGCUCUAAUUCAGCCAAGCAUAAGACGCAUUCUGUUCAUUCACGAGGGUACAUGCACUUUUUUGAGAUUGAAUGCACUGAAGCACGAUCUCAGUAAUACGCGAGGACAGGAUUUCGACAUGGGUUCCUACGGUAGGACACGUGCCGAAACUAAUAAUCUAAAUCCGAACUAUGGAGUCUUAAGCUAAGUAAUAUCUAAUACUCUCCUCAUGUUUUGUCACGUCGGAUGACGUGACUGACCUGAGAAAAUCCAGAACAAUCGCCGAUCUCCCCAGACGCUGUCUACUGUACUUUGAGUGCCAAUCGUACAGAAACAUUAUCCCGUCUAAUCUGCAUGCACUUUUUUUUCGAAUCUCAUUCACGCGCUUCUUCUGAUCCCCAUCAUCUGAUAUCUUGAAGUCCGAUGGUUUGUUUUUUCCUGAUUAGAAUAAUGAAGACCGAAAUUCAGUUUUGAAACGGACUUUAACCGCAGUUUUUUUCAUAAAUAACGAGACUUCAAACUUAUUAAAAUAGAACGAAACCAAGAACUGGUAGAAGUACCUCCUCCGCUGUGAUUCGCGGCUACAAAAUUUGCGUAUUAACGUAGUUUGAAGUCAUGAUUACAGUUCCAAUUCCAGAUGUUCAAUAGUCAGUUAACCAUGACGAACCAACAGAACCGCUUGCAAAGAAACCGGUAGACUGCAAACGGCAAACACAAGUUGCGGGAAAUCAGAAAACGGCUGUCUUGAAGGGGAAAAAGUUUGCGGAGCUAACAAACUGGGACCCUUACGGUGGAAUGUUUGCGGUUGUCGGGAACCAACGCUGGCAGCACGGUCCUUUUUGAGAGAUUGAUGAGUGGGACAAACAGGGAUGGAUAAGCUGUCGCCACUUAUUAGAAUAAUUCUAUUUGGCUUUUAUAGACAAAUAAAAGAUUUCGAUUGCAGAGUGAGGAUUGGUUUACUGAAAAAGCGGCGCAGGAUUUUUCAAUACAACUUUCAGAGAAAGCCCCUUUAUUUUUCUUAUCGGAUUCUCAGGGAUUGUCCACUCAGAAUAAUUCAUAAUGCCGAAUGUACCGAAGAAAAGCCAUGGGUGCAAAGGAAUUCAGAAGAUCUAAUUUGGUUUUGUUCAAUUCUCGGAAGAUUUUGAGCACUACGGCUUCAUCAGAACUAUCUAACUAUCUGUCCAACUCGCCGUUUGCUAUCUAGAUUGAUCACUGCAAAACUAAACUGGUUCCAUGCCACUCAAACGUUGGAAGAUCAAAUAGCGCGUGAUUCUAAAGUCAUAUCCCGGUGCUCAACCAUCCUACGUUUAAUGUUUCGAAAAUCACGUUUCGCAAAAUGCCACGAUCAGCUUUUACGAUACAACCUUUCGCAGUCUAGACAGGACGGGAAGUUACAUUUCUUCAGCUUCGGAAAUGAACUUUUUUGGCAUAAUGUUCUAGACGGAAAUGGAACUUGUUACCGGGAUAACCUAAAGGUCAUUGUUAUAUUAUGGAACAAACUAGGUAGAAAUGACGUCAGACGAAAAAACCAAGAAAUGAAAUGUGGUCCAACUUUAAUUCUCCAGGAACGUCUUUAUAAAUUCAGAAUUCAUGAUUUUUUCUUGAGCGUGCUGUCGAGAACAAGAAUCCGUAGUGAAUCUAAUUUGCUAGACAGAAUUGUGAAAAACUGCUAUUUUCAGCCUGGUAAUCCUGUUAUGAACAUAAUGAAUGUACUGACUCAGUUCAGGGUAAUAUAUUUUGAUGAAAUCACAUCAUCUUCGAUUUUCACUUGCAUUGAACUAACUGAAUUCAGAAGAGAUUUACUUGAAAGAAACUUUGAAAGUUUCAUAAAUGCAUUUUGGUUCAGUAUCAGAUUACUUAAGAUAGUAAGAGAUCUACGAACUGUUUUUCUGUCAACGACAUCGGACUUUCUGAGACUUCAUUAGAAUAUAUUACCCUGAACUGUUGCUGAAUACAACCAAACAUUCUCCAUUCCAUUUCACUGAUUUUUUGUAGAAGCACUAAAUGAAUUUGGCCAAAAAAAAUUAUAUCUGAAGCUGAAGAAUUUGAUAUUAAAAGGUCUAAUUCGGUUUUUGGCUUUGUCACUUGUGAUCAGUACAACUUUUGUAUCUCCGGUCCGUCGAUUCCGCAUCACAUGCAUCGGAGCCUUGAGCACGUUCAUUUUACGUCACAAUCCCCGCAUCCGCUAUUAGGCCACGCCCAUUUGCGGAAGCAGAAGAAUCCGCGGCGGGGCGGGGCGCCUACGGCAACCAUCCUCGCAAGCCCCGCCUACCGGGUGUAUAAGAGGCUGACCAAAAGUGCUUUUCUCGUUGGCUCUCUCUGUUCCAUCUGUUACCCCCGAAACUUAUCCAUACCAACCUUCUGUUUUCCAGGCCCUUCUCUUCCCGACCGUCCUCGCUCAAAAUGCAAUUCCAAGCCGCACUCUUCUUGUGCUGUGGAACUUUUCUUGUCACCGCUCAUCCACCAACCAGUGCUAAGGUACGAAAAAUGGAAUCUAAGGAAAAUACAAAGCUAACCAAACACUUACAGAUGCACGAUGCCAUUGGCGUCUUGGCCACCGAAAUUGACACCGCUCAUCUGACCAACAAACCUGUGCUGAAGAUGAACAAGCCUCUGUCGGAUGUGGCUGCCACUACUGGAGAGCGCGUUGUCCUCACUUGCGAAGCCACCAGCACCCCGGCCGCGGUCUUCCUCUGGACCUUCAACGGAGAGACCGUCCAAGGAGAUCAUGAUCUGAACAUGUACGAGAAGGUCUCAAACAUUGGAAAGCCGAUCGUCGAAAGCGGAAUCGUCGCCUCGACGUUCACCAUCCCAUGCGCCUCUGCCUCGGACGCUGGUGUCUACAAAUGUGUCGCCUACAACGGCCACAUCACCACCGAGUCGACUGCCACCGUCUCCGUCGGUAAGCAAAUCAUUAUAUGAUAACAUUUACCAAUGAUUCCAUUUCCAGAAGGAGACGAUGUCCCGUGCAAGUCCACCCGCAAGUCGGCACCAACCAUUGUCCAGUGGUCCGACAGUCGUUUCGAGAUGCAAGGAAACACCGCCACCCUUUUGUGCAGAACCAACAAGCCGGCCACCAUUACCUGGGACUUGGACGGUGAACUGCUCCGCGGGCACAAGGAUCGGCAUGAGGUGCUCCACAACGGAGAUCUCGUCAUCCACGACGUUCACUGGGAGGAUAUGGGAACCUACGUCUGCAUUGCCAGCAACAAGCACGGAGAGGAUCGCGUCGAGACCUUCCUCUAUCCGACCGCCAAGAAGACCCUCUAA
Molecule: messenger RNA, 4295 nt
Organism: Caenorhabditis sp. 36 PRJEB53466
Lineage: Eukaryota; Metazoa; Nematoda; Chromadorea; Rhabditida; Rhabditidae
Source: the annotation of a GenBank genome assembly